Messenger RNA from Impatiens glandulifera, 441 nucleotides. RefSeq lists its product as uncharacterized. NCBI's taxonomy places the organism in Eukaryota, Viridiplantae, Streptophyta, Magnoliopsida, Ericales, Balsaminaceae. The transcript has a single exon. The coding region runs from base 1 to 441 and encodes 146 amino acids. The record is from RefSeq and is a predicted model, not a curated record.
AUGAACACAAACCCUAAUAGUUCAUGCAAGUCUAGAACAAAUAAGUGCCAAGUUAAGAAUGACAGCAAAUGGCCAGAGCUACGUGAGCCACAGUCAAGAACGUGUUUCCCGGCCAGCUCUGUCGACUUGGAGAUGGCGUCCUUCUCCGAACCCUGUAGGGGGCUUCCUCUAGAGGUCGAGAAUCGGCUUAACAAGGGAGAAAUAAUGGAAGUAGACAAACAGGUGACCGGUAAAUCAUGUAAUGAUAUCAAUCGUGAUGAGAAUGAGUUAUUAAUGGUGGAUGAGGAGGAGCUAUUUAAUAUGCCCAUCUUACUGGAUAGUAUGGCGGAGGGAAUGCUUCUCACACCUCCAUCCAUGACCAGAGGGUUUACAUAUAAUCAUUGGGAUCAAUAUGAUGAUGAUGAUAGUACUCCCUUGGAUUUCACUUUAUGGGGCCACUAA